GCCGUGUCCAUGCCCGUGGGGCCGCCGAGCCCGGCUGCGGAGCCCCCCUCGCCGUGGAGCCGGCCGGGGCUGCGCGCUCCCGAAAUAUGAGCAGCCGCCCCCCGGGAGGAGCCGGCUCGGGCGUGUGCUUCGGCCCGCGGGAGCCCGACAAGCCCUUCGCGGACUCGGAGCGGGCGCAGAAAUGGCGCCUGUCGCUGGCCUCGCUGCUCUUCUUCACCGUGCUGCUCUCCGACCACCUGUGGCUCUGCGUUGAGGCCAGGCAGGUCGCGGCCGGGCGCCACCGGGACCCAGAGCGGGCGGGAGCGGGCAGGGAGGACGGCAUGGACGGCGCGGCGGAGGCGGAGGGCGGCGGCGGCGGCGGCGGCCAGUGCUUCAGCCUGCUGGGCGACGCCGAGGCUGCGUGCCGCCGCCUGCAGCUGCCCGGAGCCUCGGCCCAGGCGGAGCUCUACCUUCCCUUUUGUAGUUCCUACACGCUGCGCGAGCUCUUCGCCGGGCUUUCCCGCCCGGACACUCUCAACUGCACUCUGGACCUAGGCGAGGGGGACGAGGACGAGGAGUUGGAUGGCGAAGGGCGCCGCGGGGAGGAGGAGGAGGAGGAGGAGGAUUGGCUCGGCUCUUGCCGCCGCUGCGUCCUGGCUUACCAGAACUACGACCAGCAAGCGCAGGACCGCUACCGAGAGUUCGAGCUCGUGCUGCAAAAAUACUUGCAGGCGGAGGAGUACUCGGUGAAAUCCGGCCCGGAGGAUUGUAAGACUGUCUACAAAGCCUGGCUCUGUUCCCAGUAUUUUGAAGUCACACAGUCUCACUGCAACCACACAAUUCCUUGCAAGCAAUACUGUUUGGAGGUUCAGACAAGGUGUCCAUUUAUAUUACCAGACAACGAUGAUGUCAUCUAUGGAGGAUUAUCCAGUUUCAUCUGUACAGGGCUCUAUGACAACUAUCCAACCAAUGCAGAACCAGAAUGCUGUGAUGUCAGAUGGGGACUAUUAUCAGAUAACCAAUCCAAAGGGACUAUAAAAACAAGUGACUCGAUGUGUCACCGGACAUCACUCACAGUUUCAUCAGCAUCAAGACUGUGUAACAGCAGACUUAAACUGUGUGUUCUCGUACUAAUUCUCUUACAUACAGUACUAACAGUCUCAGCAGCACAGAACUCAACCGAACUGGGCUUUGGCGGCAUAACAACUUUGGAAGAUAAUUCAACCAAUGAGGAAUAAAAGAUCCAAUUCAUCUUCUCCUAUGGGCCUACAGCAGGCCCACAUGUACUGCAGUCAAACACAAGAGACUGGGUCCUUUUGCCCUCCAUUCAAUCCUCCAAAGGCCUUCUGGGUAAAACUCAGCAGAAGGGCCACAAUCCAAACAAGGACACAUCAAAUACAGCUUUUUAUUGACUAAAAGGCUGUCUGGUGACUUAAAUUUCUCACACCAUUUUAUACACUGUGUUUUAAUGUUUGGAGUUUCUUUCUUUUGUUUUUGCACUUGUUAAUACAGGAUUUUAUUUUUUGGACAGUUUCUCAGAGCUAAACUAAGUCUUUUCACUGUCUUAUCUAUUUCUAGUCAUUGUGUGUGUUCAUCCAAUAGUUCUGUCUUUUAUGUCUUGUCAGUUUCUAUUAGAGGAAAGAACUGCUGUGGUUCCAUGGCAUAACUAACUAUUGGAUUAAUUUUUAUUUUUAGAAAAAACAACAGUAACCUUGCCCCCUAAAUGGCCCUACUCCCCCACAAAAAAAUGGUUCUCCUUCUCCUCUCCAGUGCCCCAAAGCCGAAAAUGCCCGCUUGCUUUUCCGUCUGUGUAAUCACAAUGAAUGGGCGCACGAUUCAGAUGAGCCUCUGCCCAUGUUGCACAAGUCACCUGACUGGAACCCAAAGUGAGGAGAUGGGGAGGCAAGAGAGAAGUGCUCUCCUUCUAAGGUGGAAUCGGACAGUGAAAUUGUAACGUAACAAAACCUAUAACAAACUGUUGCUCCAAUUCCCAUUUUCAAAGAAGUCCAGUCCUUUCUCACUGGUCAGUUGAACAGGAGCAGCCUGGGACGGAAGACAGUGCAUGCAAAACCAUGUUUAGAGCUCAGCAAAGAUGACUAGAUGAGAGAGGCCUUCACAGUGGCGGGAGAUGUUUGGCAUUCAUUGUGAAUUACGGUUUUUUAAUUCCGCCGCAGUCAUGCGAGCAGCACUUGUCAGUAUAAUCUAUAGGAGCAAAGAGGUUCAGAAAAAAAAAUUAUUUUUUUUCCUUUUCCCCUUUACUAGUUCCUGAUUAUCUCUCCACAAAUUCCCCCAGAAAACACAGAAUGUGUGGACAUCACACAUGAGUGCACACCCAACCUAGUUUAAAUAGCAACAUUUCUUGGAAAUCUCUGACCCCCAACCAGGGUUCCCAGAUGCCUGUAUACUGGUAUUUAAAGAUGCAGUUGUGUUUCGUCCACAUCACACAAUUGCUGUGGGAACAUGGGAACAUAAGGUGUGUGUUUCCUGCAGCAACCCAGUGUAUGAAACUGUCCGCAGUCUAUUAAGUAUGACAUGUUAAUGAAAUUCCCCUUGAAACUAAAGGCAGACGAGGACAUUGGGGGGGCGAAGGCAGAACUAAACGUUAGCACAGCUGAAAAAGAAAACAUAAUGGUGUGUUUUUUUAAUAAAAAAAUAGUCAUCAUAAUAGAUAAACCAUUUCCAUGAGUGUGCAAUAAAAUUUAACACGUUGGGCUGAGUAGUCAAAGUGGGGCAGGGAGUGAGAAUAAUCCAGUUGUCUUUCCCCCCCAUUUUUUUCUUUGUAGAAUCAUAUCACCUGCUGAGUGUAUGAGAAUUUGCUUUUUAAAAAGGCUUUUUAGAGUUUACACUAGAAUAAAUGGAAGGAAAAGUUAAUAAGGGCUGUUUUAAAAAAAACUUUUCAUUCCUUCCUGUUCUCUAACUACACUUGGAAAGUGCACUUUAGAGCUGUUUGCUGUGUAGCUGAGAGAUGAAGGAAAAAAGAUAGGAAAUAUUCUCUUAGCAAACCAAUUAUCUACUUUCUAGCUAUGAAAAACCCCAUCCUUCCCUGGCCCUUUCAAGAAAACGUUUCUGUUCAUCACUGCGGUGUUGAUAUGCAUUUUUAUUCAUGUUUUAUGGUUUGUGAAGUUCUGCAAAAAAUAUAUAUAUAUAUACAAAAAAAUACAAAAAAAAAAAAAUCCCUACUGCUUUAGCAGGUUAAAAUAAUGCAUUUGUUUAAGAUGUAUAAGCUCAACUAUUUUGCAAGACUUCUUGUUUUGAUAGUGUUUUGCUAUGAACUGAGAAUGAGGAUCUUAAAAUGACCUGUGCAAAUACAAAAAAAAGCACGUAAAAUGCAGAAUUAUUCAGCUUCAGUUUCUUUCCUUACCCUUCUCCCCUCCUUACUACGCAUGUGCACACACAGAUAUUCUACUUGGCAUUUAAAAAUGGUGCUUUUAUUUUCCCACCCCCACCCCGGAAGAGCACAUCUCAUAUGAAUUAUACUCAUAACUCUACUGUGGAAAUACUUUGAAAAUUUAGGGGUGGGGUGGGGGUGUGGGGAGAGAAAGCUUUAACCGAUAGUGGAAUGUAGAUUUCAAAGAGCAUUUUGGUCUGUUGCGGAAAAAAAGUAAUGCAGCAAUAAGGGGGCUGGGCUGCAGUACUUUAGGGAGUUUGCUAGAGUCGCGCGACUAAGAAAGCACAUAGGUGAGCUCUUGUUCAACUGACCUCUUCUCUUGAUCUUAAACGUAAAUGGUCAGUAAACAGUUUGUUAUAAACCUUGAUCUACCUCUGCUGUGCAAAGGCCAUUCAACAACAUCCAUUUCUGUGACAUUCAUUGCAUUAUCAUUUUGGUUCACCCAUGGACUCAUUCGUUCUAUUUUUAUUUUAUUUAUUUUUUGCACUGCCCCAAUACAGUAGCGAGUUCUCUUCGUCCCACAUUUAAAGUGGCAUUUAAUGAAGAAGUGCUGGUUCUUCUCAAUGGGACCCUAUUUUGCCUCCUGCUGACCUAACUGCAGAGAAUACCAGAAAGGAACAUUUCUUCUUCUUCCUUCCCUUCCCUUCCCUUUCCUUCUCUUCCUUUUUUUUUCUUUUCCCCUUUUCCCUUUUUAAAAUGUGCUUUCAAGGGGAGAGAAAAACACAGCUCUAACGCUCCCUGGCUUCAAGCAAUGACACCAGGAGGGAGAGAAAUAGAGAGAGCUGGAGAAAAACAGUGGCAACGUUAUUCGCAUGCUUAAAAAAAGAGAGAGCGCCAAACAAUGAGUAAAAUGAAAAAGGAAGCACAAACCAUUUUAAUUAAAGACGUAAUGAAACACUCCAAAUAGGUGCCUGCAGUCAACAUGGUCUGUGAAUUCUCUGUCACUAUUCUCCCUCCCCCUCCCUUUUUCAGUCUAUUUCCUUCAUUUAUUUUUAUUUAUUUUUAAGGAACGUCACGUUCCCGGGUACACUGCUGCUGUGAUGUUACGUUAUCAUUUGAGCCAGGGUAUUUCUGCUCCAGCAGUGUGGUCUGUAUCAUUUCUUAGUGGCAGCUAGGAAAUCACACAUAGAUUUCCUAAUGGAAGUUCAGAGAACCGUUAAUCAUGUAUGAUGCAAAAAGCUCAUCCCAUCCAUUCCUCAUCCGUAAACAGUUUUCUUGGCACAAACCUGAGCAUGCUUGAUAUUGUGCACCUAUUACUUUUGCCCGAAUAAAUUUGCAUCUUGCCACUGUAA
Messenger RNA from Podarcis muralis (Common wall lizard), 4659 nucleotides. It is a transcript of the gene NALF1, whose product is annotated as NALCN channel auxiliary factor 1. Gene Ontology annotation, molecular function: stretch-activated, monoatomic cation-selective, calcium channel activity. The record is from RefSeq and is a predicted model, not a curated record. Gene Ontology annotation, biological process: calcium ion import across plasma membrane. Gene Ontology annotation, cellular component: plasma membrane. NCBI's taxonomy places the organism in Eukaryota, Metazoa, Chordata, Lepidosauria, Squamata, Lacertidae.